AUGCGUGCGACCUCCCCUCUCCUCCUGGCUCUCCUAGUCCUCCUGCUGCUCCCACCACCCACCAAGCCGAGGAAGGCAGGCCAGGGCAGGCGGCUCAAAGUAGGCAGACGCCUCCCCAGACAGGACAGGUAUGGAUGGAUACUAAGUUGUUUCUCUGAUUUUAUAUCUUACUCUUUUGAAGCACUAUGUUUAUUUGACUUUAAUAGGUGUUAUAAGUAAGUAUAUUUUAGCUGCAAAUAUUAUCUGUAUUAAUGAUGCUAAAAUGUAUUGUUCUCAUCAUUAGGGUGAGAGGUGGGGGGCGCCAGGGCAGGUCAGGAGACUCCAGGCAUCAGGUUCCUGAAUGCUCAGAGUACAGCGACUCUGGAGACCUCUUCGUGGACUGCCAAGGGAGAAAACUGUCCUCCAUCCCCACUGCCUUAUGUAAUUAUAAUGCGAUGUUCUAGUUUAUUUACUUUUUUAUGGUUUUACUGCCUAUAAAGAUCUUAUAGGGCCAGAUUUAGCCUACUCCUGGACAAAAAAAUCACUUUCAAUAGGGAUUCUUCACUGAGCACGCUUUUUAGUCCAGGACUGGAUUAAUCUAGUAUGAGGUCACUGGCGAGGGCCGAGUGUCUUGAAAAGUGCUUACAGUGCGUGUCUUUUGGUAGAGCAAAACGUUUUGUGGAUGGUACUGCGCUGCGUACAGAACUCAUCGCGCACUCAACGUCAUAGAGAUACAUUGAGUUUCCUUGUAGGCCUAUUUGGCAGGGAAACUGUAAAGCAAGUUGUAGCCUAUUGCCUAUUUCUGUUUAUGAGUCUUUUAUUAAAGAAUGUGAAAAAAAAGUGUUUAUUUGCUGCUUUUCAUUAAAUCACGUAGCUGUUCUUUAGGCUAUGGCCUAAUAUAAAUUGGUUCAUAUGGGCAGAAUAUUAUAUUUUGUAGCAUAGGCUACCGAAUUUAUGAAAAUAAACAGUUCAUGCGAAAAUAUUAGGAUAUGGUAAAAGGCCCACAUGUGGUUGUUUGAAUAAAAAAAGAUUAUUUGUCACAUGACAAUAGAAAUAGUAUCUCAGUCAGUCUGUUACUGGGCUCUCACCAUUAUAUUUGUCCUACCGCCUGGGCACAGACAUCAAUUCAACGUCUAUUCCACGUUGGUUCAACAUAAUUUCAUUGAAAUGGCAUGGAAAAACUUUGAUUCAACCAGUGUGUGUCCAGUAGGUAUGAUUAUUUACGUCAUUCGAAUUCCCCAAAUAAUUUUGUUCAUAAGCCCACUAGGCUACUCAUUUGUUGUCAUUAAAUAUCCUGAAUAAUAAAAAGUAAAAUACCAUUGGGUGGUUCCCAACCAGGGGUACUAGGACCACUGGGGGUACUUGCCCUAUCCACAGGGGGUACUUGAGAAGACUCUUGAGACCAUAGGCCUACUGUUAAAAUGCACAUGAGGGGGUACUUCAGGGCUACUCUGGGAAGAACAACAUUCAGUUUGUGGUACAGUAACCGAAAAAGGUUGGGAAUCACUGGCCUAGGCUAUCCUACAAAAUUGCACACAGAAGCCUACCUCGGUGUCCAAUCUGACGCACAGAAACAUGUGAAAACAUUAACUCAUUACAUUGAUGCUUUCUCUGUUAAAUAUUUUAGACCCUGCAGUAAAUCAAGCAAACAAAAGCAGAAAUACAUAAAUGUAGGCGUAUUGGAUUGGAUCCAAUGUGGAUCAAAGGUCUUCACUGGCGCAAUGAACAAAACAUCAACAUAUUCUGGACAUUCUUCCGAACACCAUUUUCAUGGACUGGCUGUUUUUGCAUCACGUGCUAUAUCAUUCAGAAAAAUAUUUCCUGGAUCAACUGACGAUGUUCGACAAUAUCACAAGGCCUAACUAAACAGCUGGAUAUAAUGCACAUCCAACAAGUAGGUCUAUUAGCCUUUGCAUAGCCUAUUGAAGAACCACGCAAUUUAGGUGACUUUCGGAUGGAAGCGUUCGAUUUUGCAUCGCAUACAUCAUUUGGGAUUUGUGUGCCCAUAAAAACAGUUUUUAUGGCGUAGCCUAAAAUACAAAUAUGAAUUGAUAAAGUGGUGCUGACUGCUAAUACAGAUAUGCGCAACAUCUCUUGGACUCAGCAAGACUUUUGUCCCGCUGAUGGCCCAUAAGGGGUGGGUUUCGUGUUCAGGUGUUUGAUUAGAAUUAAGCUUUCAGAACAUUUCACACCUAUCCUACUGGUCAAUCAGCUCACAGUCGUCUGGACACUUCCUAUCUGCAGUGCAGGGCAGUCAAGAUUUAAUUCAGUCUCCUUUUCAUAUCGAAAAAUUGAAAUUGGUAGCCUGUUGAUACAGACUUUACAUAGGCUAUUGAUGCCGAUAAAUGUAUUAGUCUGCUUAUGGAUUACAUUUGUCAAGUUAUUCACCCAACCCGAUUUUACUUAUUCUGUCUAAAAGGAAGGCAACAAAUGCAGCGCAUUUGUAUUUAUUUAUUUUAUACAAUAUUCUGCCCAUAUGAAGACAUUUUUAUAAAAUAUUCUGCCCAUAUGAACAAAUGUAUUUUGGGGCAUAAAUGAACACCUUCCUAAUAUUGAGUCGCCGAUAAAGGAGUUUACUUCUGCUGCAACCUUCGCUGUAAAAUAUAACACGUUGCGUCGGUGCUUUGCUUUAAAAGUGUUAUGGAAAUGAAACAUAAUAUCAUGAUCUUAUUGUUAGCCUGGUCACGGGCCCCAGACCACCUCCUGCUGGCCCGUAACCAUAUCUGGGCCCUCCGUGAUGGGGCCUUCUCUGGCUUCGAGGACCUGAGGAGCCUGGACCUGCAGCAGAACCAGAUCUCAGUGUUGGAGGAGGGGGCGUUCCUGGGCCUGAUCCGCCUUACCACCCUUCUGCUGCAGCACAACCGUCUGGGCACGCUCAGCGAGGAGGCUCUCAUCCCCAUGCCAGCCCUGCGCUACCUGCGUCUCCAUGACAACCCCUGGAGCUGCCGCUGCAUACUUGACAGUCUGGUUCGCACCCUGCAGGUGCCCAGUAACCGUAACCUGGGGAACCACGCCAGGUGGGUGGGAAUAGAAUGUGACACAGGGCUCAACAGAUGUGUCCCAGAUGACAUUUGUGGGCAUUGGUCAAAAGAAGUGCACUAUACUUCAUAUAAUGGACAACAGAAAUCUGUGUUCUCAUCUUAAUGUUGCUAUAGCACCUCCCUGUUUCAAAAUGUUUUCUCUACUGAACACAACCCAGGUGUGCGGAGCCAGUUGGGCUGAGGGGCAGGAAGCUGAGACAGGUGGACCCAGAGCUGCUAUGUCCGGAGCUGGACCCAGAUCCCCAGGGGGAGGAGCAGAGGAACUCCACAUACCCUCUGCAGCCCAGCCCCAUCAGGGGCAAGCCUGACGCCACCACCUCCUGCCAUACCUACCUGUUCCCCACACCCCGACUGGACUGCAGAAGCAGAGGUGAGGUCACAAACUAA
Messenger RNA from Coregonus sp. 'balchen', 3407 nucleotides. Lineage: Eukaryota; Metazoa; Chordata; Actinopteri; Salmoniformes; Salmonidae. The record is from the annotation of a GenBank genome assembly.